This is a messenger RNA of Culex quinquefasciatus (southern house mosquito), 2159 nucleotides long. It is a transcript of the gene Zwilch, whose product is annotated as protein zwilch. Bases 127 to 2052 code for a protein of 641 amino acids. The transcript is spliced from 3 exons. Gene Ontology annotation, biological process: mitotic spindle assembly checkpoint signaling; protein localization to kinetochore. Gene Ontology annotation, cellular component: RZZ complex. The record is from RefSeq and is a predicted model, not a curated record. NCBI's taxonomy places the organism in Eukaryota, Metazoa, Arthropoda, Insecta, Diptera, Culicidae.
GCAAAUUCCAAACUUGACAGUUGACCGUUUAAAACAAAAUCGAAAAUUUCAAAAAAACGGUUCGCGUUUUCGGAUUGAUUGUAAUUCUCAUCGUGAAUUAUCUAGGUUAAGUGUUGUGAACAAGCCAUGCCUGCCGAAGUCUCGCCCGUCAGCAACCUCGCGAACGUGUACGCGUUUCUGCGCAACACGUACGAAUCGACAGACUUCCUGCUGGCGCCGGCCCCGACCUACGUCCACUCGCUGGCCGAGGUCGAUUCCAAGAUCGUGUUCGUGUACAAGUACGACGAGCUCCGGGGGAAGGCAAUGCUGUCGGAUGGGAACUACUUUAGUUCCAAGACCAGUCCGGACACGUCGGCGCCGGCGAAGGAGCUGGAUUUGACGGGGUCACCGCUGAAGGACGAUGUUAAGCUGGAGGAUUUGGAUUUGUCCGAUGACGGGGGGGAGGGUUUGGUUGUGCUGGAGAACGCUUGGUUGCAGAAGGAGGAGUGUUACGCGCCGAUUCCGGUUGAGCAGGCGCGGUCGAUUUUGCAGGAGGUGUUGAACAGCGUUGGGGGUGGGAUUGCCGGAAGUGGUCAGCUGUGGGCGCUGUGUGAUGGGAAGGACAUGGACGGGACGCUGCUGCUGCAGGUUGAGCUGAAUGGAGGGGGACGUGGGUUUGUUCGGGGGGCGGUGAAAUUGUUGGGGUACUUUCCGGAGGAUCAGCUGACCAUGGCCAAGUUUCAGCGGAUUCACGAAUCGAGAGCGCCUGGGCUGGGGAAGGAUCUCGAAUCGAGCAUCGAACUGUGGUACAAGAUUCAGUCCCACAUCAGUAUUAAGCUGCGUUGGAUUACGCGGUCGGAACAACCUUCGUUUUGCAUCAACAAAAAAGCGGACAUAAUUUUGCGGCAGGCGAUCCGGGUUAGCGAGACCCAAUCCGUGGCCAAGUACUUUUGGAGUCAGCUGCACCUGCUUGAGACGAUUAAGGAGCGAAUUCUGCAGAUUAGGGCUGAUCCGGCGAGGGGUCCUUCGGCGAUGGACGAUGAGGGCUUUGCGGGGGCCUUGGACGUGGACGUGAUCAAGGACAAGGUGCAGAAGAUUUUGACCGAGUUUUACAUCGUCGAGCCGAGUGCGGACUUUAAGCUGACCCAAAUCGGAUCGAUCGUGGAGAGGGUGAAGAACCGUACGGCGACCGACGUGACGGACCGUCUAUGGAGCGUGCUGAAAUAUUGUUGCGGCUACGACGACUUGAAGGAGGUCCUGACGUACAUUUUCAAGACGGCUUCCCGGAGCAACCUUGCCAACAUCCCCAGCAACAGCAACCACCUGGCCGAAUUGAUCAAAUCUAUCGCCCAGCGCCGUCUCGCCAUCCCAAUCCUCACCGGUUCCGAACCGCUCGAACUCCUCCUCGAAAUCGGCCUCGAAAAGCUGCUCAAAGACUUCCAGAUCAUCUUCCACGAGAGCAAAAUUUGCCACCUCGACCUAGCCAACGUAGGCAAAGCACCCACAGCCGGCGCCGGCGGCCCCAACGACUCCUCCGCCAACUCCCGCGCGUCCAGCAUGCGCAAAUCCAUGUACGAAGCCGUCCCCGCGGGAACUUCCACCCUACUAUCCGGUGUGGGAACCGACGACGGCGGCGCCGUCCGCAACAGCUACUUCAACGCGGGCGAAGCGAACCUCAAAAUCGGAAAGCUGACCCAGGUUCAGCUGCUCCUAGAGCACCUGCUCUCGAUCGAGGCCCACCUCAAGCUGACCAGCAUCUACCCGCAGGUGGCGGAAGAGUACUUUGCCCGGCCGGUCAUCAGCUUCGAGGAAGUUCUUGCGCGCAAAACCGAUCAACUUGAAAUCCCGAUUCUGAACAAUAAGGUGAUUGAGUUGGUGGAAAAUUCGACGCCGUACAUUCGGCGGGUCGCGAUGACCACGCGGAGUAAGUUCCGCACGGUGCAGAGUACGUUUUACCAGAGCACGGAGCCGAUUCUGCCGACGACGCAGUUUGCCCAGUUGAAGACCGGCGAAGGAGGGGAGGUGAAGAAUGCGUACUGGUGCCUCGAGUACACGAAGGUGGCGAAUAAUUGAGGAGAGAAGGAGAGGGAGUUAUUGUAAGUACCUUGUGUGUGUGAAUGUUUUGUGUAAGAUUUUUUGAGAAAUGUUUAAAAUUAAACUUAAGAUUUAUGUUAGCAAAA